CUUAGUGCUGUGCCCACUUCCCUGGGGAGCCUGUUCCACUGCCCGACCACCCCUCUGGGUGAAGAACCUCUUUCUAAUAUCCAGCCUAAACAUCCCCUGAGCCAGCUUCAUGCCGUUCCCUCAGGUCACUAGAGAGAUCAGUGCCUGUCCCCACACUUCCCCUUGUGAGGAGGUUGUAGGCUGCUAUGAGGUCGCCUCUCAGUCUCCUCUCCCCCAGGCUGACUUGAGCUUGAUGGCUUGGCUGUGGGAGCACCAGCCCCUGGGGGCCUGUGGGCACACUGGCCAUCGACUGUCGUUUCUGACCGUGGGGUCCCAUGACAACUGUGGUCAGUCUCUGGCACAAGGGCCAUGUGAAGCCCCUGCUUGGUGCCACCAUCUCACUGGGAACCAGUGUGGCUGUGCCACAUGUGCCAGCCUUGCCCGCAGGCUGAGUAGUGUCAGGAGCUACUGUCUUUUUAUUAAUACUGCUUUGACAAUUGGCUUUAAUUUUUUUUUAUGUGAAAUGUGAUGUAGCUGUUGUAAGGCACGUGCAGCAUGAGCUGGGCAAACAGUGGUAGGAUGCUCUUUGCUUUGCUAUUGUACAGAGAAAUCUCACUGCUGCUGUGCAGUGAUGGCAUUUACACUGCUCAAACCCCAGAGAUAUGACAGAAUUCAAGAGGGGAGAACACCCAUAGAUCAUUUCUUUUUUUAUAAAUUGCUUUAUUUGAGGUAAAAAAAAGCAUUGGUAUAAAAUAGCCUUUCAAAUAUGGCAAUUGUUUACUUGCUGUGUCAGCAGUAUGUAUGAAAGAAAAGACAUGCUCCGUAACCUACAUUGCAAAGGUCACAGCGCUACUGCUCCAGGCUUCUGAAAACCACAGUUUGAGCCAGCAUCAUGGCUGGUCUGAAGAUUUGGUCUGUUUUCCUGAUUAUACUGUACCAUUUCUGUCAAAGAUGUAUCCCAUGUGGAAUUUCAACACAUAUUGAAAUAGCACAUAGAGCUCUGGAAUUUUUCAUUAAGAAUGAAGGGAGUGUUAAUUAUAGACAGUUAUUACUAAACCACCAAGAUGCAUUUCAAGCUGGGAGCAUUUAUCCUGAUGCCUUUUAUUCACCAGUCUGCAAAGCGGGAAUAUUCCAUGAUGUGUCUGAAGACACUCACUGGUCACCAUUUCUCAAAGCAAGUAUUCAGUACAUCAGAAGGAAUUAUCCUCAGCCUUGGGAAGAGGCUACAGAGAAACUGGUGGCUUUCCUGUUUGGAAUUGCCUCACAUAUGGUGGCAGAUGUUAGCUGGCAUAGCCUGGGCAUCGACCAAGGAUUUCUAAAGGCCAUGGGAGAAAUUGAUUUUCACGGUUCAUACUCAGAAGCUCACAGUGCUGGCGAUUUUGGAGGAGAUGUAGUGAGUCAUUUUGAGCUGGACUUCAGUUAUCUGGCAUCAAAUUGGUAUGUGCCUGUCAAAGACCUAGCAGCUAUCUAUAAGGAAUUUUAUGGAAAGGAGAUCAUAACUGAAAGCACAAUUACUGACUGUACUUUCCUGCUGUAUCUUGAACUGCAUGGAGAAAGGCUUGCUGUUUCCAAGCUUUUUCCAAGAUAUGCUAGUAAAUCUGCAUUUCUGGUGGAGAAGUUCCAUGAAUAUUUCCUUGGAGGAGUGGAUGACAUGGCGUUCUGGACAAACAAUAUUUUUGAGAUGACCAGCCACAUGCUAGAGAAUGGAACCAGUGGCUGUUACCUGCCUGAGAACCCUCUGUUUAUAAAUUGCACAAAGGAGCACAGGGACAACCACAUAAACAAACAAUCAAAACAUGAACAUCACAAGAAUACAACUUCUUUGCUUACAGAAUCACUUGAGAAGAAUAUAAACUAUACAGAAAGAGGAGUUCACUUCAACAUGCAGUCUUGGGCAACAAAUUCCCUCCGCUUGAUGAACCGUCCUUUUACAACCAAUAUCUGGAGAGCAUUAGCAGCUACACAUCAGAAAUCUUCUAAGCACAUCUCCAAGCCAGUAGCUUCAUAUUUUCUGACCUCACCCUAUGCUAGACUUGGAUGGGCAAUGAUCUCAGCUGACCUAAACCAGGAUGGAUAUGAAGAUUUGGUGGUUGGAGCACCAGGGUACAGCACCAUGGGCCGUGUUCAGAUAGGACGGGUGUAUGUAGUCUACUGUAACCAGUCAGGUUUACCACGGGAGGACAUGGAUUUGGAUGGGAAAGCUGACCAAGUACUACAAGGUCAUCAGCCUUCAGGAAGAUUUGGUUCUGCCUUGGCAGUCCUGGACUUUAAUGAAGAUGGAGUGCCUGAUCUGGCAAUUGGAGCACCUUCUGUGGGAUCCCAGUUUCUUACUUACAAAGGUGCUGUGUAUGUCUACUUCGGCUCUGAGGGAAGAGGCUUGGCAUCUCAGCCAAACGUUACCAUAACUUGUCAGGAUUCCUACUGUAAUCUUGGUUGGUCCCUCCUGGCAGCUGAUGUUGAUGGGAAUGGAAAUGCUGAUCUGGUUGUGGGCUCUCCAUAUGCACCUGGUGGUGGGCAGCAGAGAGGAUUUGUGGUUGCAUUUUACUCUUAUUUCAACAGGAGUGACCAAGAAUUUCUGUCAGUACAGGAUGCCAACUGGAUGGUGCAGGGAGAAGAAAAUUAUGCUUGGUUUGGAUUUUCACUUGACAGAUGCCAGCUGGAGAACGUAACAUUACUACUGAUUGGUAGCCCUACAUGGAAGAGUUGUGCUAGAUGCAAUCCCUUCUCAUCGGAUGCCGGACAGAGUGUUGGGAAGGUGUACGGGUACAACCCACCGAGCACAGAGCGCUGGUUUGAGGUAACUGGAGACAAGGAGAUGAGCCGAAUGGGUUUGUCUCUGGCCAGUGGUGUGAUGUCUGUGGCUGGGAACACAAGGAGAGUUUUGGUGGUGGGUGCACCUACUGCAGACAGCCUGUAUAGGAUUUCAUUUAUGUCCUCAGUGCUGCAUCAAGCUGGACUGGCUCUGGUAUAUGACCUGACAGAUAGCACCAAGCCUUCUUUGCUUAGCACAUUGAGUGGGGACAGGAGGUUUUCUCGUUUUGGAGGAGACAUAUACUUAAGUGAUCUGGAUAACGAUGGACUAGAUGAAAUGAUUGUGACAUCCCCACUGAGAACUAAUAGCAUCUCCUCAAUACUGUUUGGUGGGGCAGCUGGCCGUGUUUAUAUUUACAACGGAAAGCAGGCAUCCUCAGGGAAUGUGACAGGUCACUGCAGAUCAUGGAUAUCUCCCUGUCCUGAGGACUGGGCACAGUAUGUCCUUAUUUCUCCUGAGGAACUAUCAAGAUUUGGGAGUUCUGUUAUCUCUGUGAAAUCUGAAAGCAAGAAAGAAGUUGUAGUGGCAGCAGAGAGAAGUUCUGCGAAAGCUCGACUUGGUGGAAGGCUUUUUGUCUACUCACUCUGAAAGUUCAUGGCAGCCUUUAAGACCAGGGCACAGCUGGUCUUUUACUGAAGAAUCUCUGUAGUAUCUAUGACACUGUCCUGAACCCACACAAACCAACAGACCCCAAGUCAGCAAGCUUUUGAUGAAUUCUGUUGUAGGCAGCAACAUCACUUAACCUAGAACAAGCCAGCUGGUCUGAAAACCUUUUAGAGGCUGAAGUGAGCAGGUAGCUAGAUUUUUGACAGUAGUAUUUGGCUGUAUAAGGAAUGUUCAGUGGUCACCUUCUUUACUGGUCAGAUAUGAGUAUUUUCUUGGCAAAACCAGGAAACAGCAGCAUAAUUUACAAUUCCUUGUAUACUGUGAUAAAGACAGGUGUUCUAAGUUACGGAAAGUUACCGUCAAAAUAACAAGCAUGGAGGAGGGGCAGCUUUAAUCCUGACAGAAAAGUGUGUGCCAAUGAACAGGACUCUCUCUGUCUCUAGCAAGUCUUGAUUGAGGGUGUAGAGCAGCUGGGAUCUCAUGGGAAGAAAAGAACAAGCAAGUUUUAGGAAAUACUUUCUCUUUUGCAAUUGUGGCUGACUACUCUGAUACGCUUUGUGUCUUCAUGUAAAAUUCCAUGACCAUGGUAACUCAGAAUUGUUAACUGCUUUUAUUGUUAACAGUAUUGUCUUCAACUAUUAACACUAGUUUUGUAUGUUGCAGGUUUAACAAGAGCAUGCAUUAUCUAUUAAACAACUUGAACAGCAAAA
Molecule: messenger RNA, 4107 nt
Organism: Corapipo altera (White-ruffed manakin)
Lineage: Eukaryota; Metazoa; Chordata; Aves; Passeriformes; Pipridae
Gene: GPLD1
Product: glycosylphosphatidylinositol specific phospholipase D1
Exons: 25
Coding region: 872-3379 (835 amino acids)
Cellular component (GO): extracellular matrix; extracellular region
Molecular function (GO): GPI anchor phospholipase D activity
Source: RefSeq, a predicted model, not a curated record